Messenger RNA from Trichobilharzia szidati, 1200 nucleotides. The record is from the annotation of a GenBank genome assembly. Lineage: Eukaryota; Metazoa; Platyhelminthes; Trematoda; Strigeidida; Schistosomatidae.
AUGAAUCCAGAUACUGUACUGCGUAUAGGAAGAGUAUUCGAAACUCCAUAUGGAGGUGAAGGAGUUGACUUUGUGGAUCAGUUAAAUUAUCAAUUUACAGGUGGAUUGUUGAUUAUUUUCAUAGCCAUAAUUGGAGUCAGACAAUAUGUUGGUAAACCUAUACAGUGUUGGGUGCCACAAGAAUUUACGCAUUCUUGGGAAGAAUAUGCAGAAAAUCUCUGCUGGGUACAAAAUACGUAUUUUCUUCAUCCAAGUGAUCAAGUUCCCGAAGAUGAUUAUGAACUGACUAAAGUUAGAUACAUUGGUUAUUAUCAAUGGAUAGCGAUUGUACUAGCUGGACAAGCUAUGUUAAGCUGGGUGCCACACAUCCUAUGGAGAGUUGGAUCUAAACGCCUACCUGUUCUAUUGAGGUCAGCUAAAGAAGCAUCAGUACCAGACAGAGAACUUAGACAGAAAGCCAUCUCAUGUUUAGUAGCUACUUUGGAAGAACAAGCUGAAUCAACAGCUAGGCAUAGACGUGUUACCAGUACAAUUAAACGAAUAUUUUGUAGCCUUCGACCAAAUGCACGUAUAACUUUUCUGUUUUUCGUAGUUCGUAUUUGUUUUAUUGGUAAUUCUGUUGGACAAAUUUACCUCAUGAAGAAAUUUAUUGGGACCAACAGUACCAUGUUUGGUAUGGAUGUUUUAAACGACUUAGUCAGUGGACAAGAAUGGGAAACAUCAGGUAAAUUUCCACGCGUCACAUUUUGCACUGUACGCGUUCGAAAAAUGGGCCAAAUUAAACCUGCUAGCUACACUCUACAGUGUGUAUUACCAAUCAAUUACUUUGUCGAAAAAGUCUAUGUCUUUCUUUGGUUUUGGUUUGUAAUCCUCACAGUUGUCACUACAGUAAGCACACUGCAAUGGGCUUUCAACACACUUUUACCAGUUAGACGAAUAGCUUAUAUAAAACAGUAUAUACGUGCAAUUCGACAACUUUCAAAUACAGAGGAAAGAGAUUGUACACGAUUUGUAAAUCAUAAUCUUGGUCCAGAUGGUGUAUUGAUACUUCAAGUUGUUUCUAGAGUUUCCAGUGAUCUUAUUGCACUAGAUGUAACUGCAACACUAUGGAGUAACUACAGACAUGCUAAAAUCACUGGAACAGAAGAGGAUAUUAAUAGAUUUUUAGAAAAUGUCAAUCGUGGAACAAAUGCAGUAUAG